This is a messenger RNA of Closterium sp. Yama58-4, 597 nucleotides long. The record is from the annotation of a GenBank genome assembly. Lineage: Eukaryota; Viridiplantae; Streptophyta; Zygnematophyceae; Desmidiales; Closteriaceae.
AUGGAGGGGCCUUCCCCACUGUCGCCCGCUGCGGAGGCGGAGGCGGCUGAGAUCGACGCGCUCAUUGCUGCCAGCCGCCUUGAGCUCCGGCGCAGGGCUCUCACCCUCGACUCCACCGCCGCCUUCCAAGUUGGGCGCAGCAACGUGGUGGAGGGGCUGGCUCGCGCCAUCCGCCUGCACUUCACACGCCAUGCGCUAGUGAUGGUGGGCAUCCGAGGCCGGGCGGCGGGCACGCCAGUGGACGAGAUCGUCACGCAGCUCGAGGAGGCGACUGGGGGUGUGUUUGUGUCACGGGAGCCGUCCAAGGUGGUGCUGUACCGCGGGUGGGAGGACGGCCACCCCGCCCCCUGGGAGGGGCCGCGCGUCAUGCAGGUGACGCCGCAGAUGGUGGCCGCCAUGCAGAGCGAGGCUGGCAGUGACCUGGGCAUGCACGCUGUGGAGGGUGCUGAUGGCGUGGAAGGCACUGGGAGUGACGGGGAGGUGGAGGAAGAAGGGGAGUCGUGGACAGACCAGUUUGAUCAAUAUGGCACUGAGGUGACCAAAGGAGAUGUGGGGCUGUUAUAUGACCAACAGCACAGCGAGAUUCGUGAUUCUUGA